Messenger RNA from Dentiscutata erythropus, 567 nucleotides. The record is from the annotation of a GenBank genome assembly. NCBI's taxonomy places the organism in Eukaryota, Fungi, Glomeromycota, Glomeromycetes, Diversisporales, Gigasporaceae.
AUGGGAAAUAUUACCAAUAAGUGUGAACCUUGCUACCAAAAUGAAAUUAGAUGUGAAAUUGAUGAAAACAAGAUACUGAUUCCUUGUCAAGAAUUUGUGAACAUAAAAAUUCCAAGUAAGAUAAACAACACUGAAGGUUGUAGCCAUGGGAAAAACGAUCUACCUAGAGUCUGUGUUGAAAAUAAGGAACAAGGAUUAACAGAGAUGAAAUAUGAAGCUGUAAACAGAAGGAUUAAGAAGGUAACUUCUGAUAUGAAUGACCUGAUAGGACCUUGUGACAAAAAUGAAAAAGGAAAAGAUGAUGAGGCCAAUAGGAUAGUUAGUGUGGAUAAAGAAACCACAGAAGAAAUUGAUCAUAAAACCUUAGUCAAAGAAGACAUGACCAAAAGACCCCUCGAAAAAGAAGCCCUAAAUCAUACAUGUAAUGAAUGGAUGGAAAAGGUUGAGGAAUUCCGGAAGGAAUUGAAAAAACUUACCGAAGCGAAACCUGCUGAGAGAACAUUCAAUAUUAGUAAAUGUUAUCAAAGUAGAAUGAGAGUUAAGAUGAAUGGAAGCAAGAAUGGAUAA